ACAUGCUCCAUGCUAGGAGGCUGUGGGCGCUUUGAUACUGCUUCUUUCUCUUCUACAGUCACUGCUCUCGCAUUUCCAACCCUUGACCUUCUGCUCUAUCAAGUGCAAGAGCGUGCUUGGGGUCAGGAAUCGCUAUGCCUUCCACUUUUCAGUUGACAUGGGGCAAGCCAAGGAUGGCGACGCGCAUCUCAAUGACCGUAACAUUGACCCUGGUUAUCGCGAUCGUACUCCGACCCGUUCAAGCACAAGCACCUGUGAACGACAUCGUCUCUUGGCCAUCUGGUGUCCUGCUCCUCGCGAGCGUGCUUUAUGCUGCUCUGGGCACGGUUCCAGAGCGGCUAUGGGAGAUGGAUCCAUCGAUAGGAUGGUUCCUCUGGUCAGGUCUUCCAAAAAUAUCCAUUCCGACCAUGCAACGCGUAAACUGGGUCUCCAAAGCCUGUCACUUCGUCCCAGGCAUACGCACUGCGUAUGGCAAAUCCAAUUUCUGGAUCCGUGCUGAGGAAGUGUCCGAUUUGGCUCGUGCUGAAGCACUUCGAAAAACGCUGGCCGUUGUUCAUCCCGUCGUACACGGCCCGUCAGAAGACCCAAUUGACGAUACCCUCUGGAGAGUGACCUCAAUUGGACUUGUCACCCCUGCGCCCAUCGUCCCCCUCUCCCCAUCGAUCAAACCUGUAACUCAUCAGUCUCCCUCCGCUAGGGACUUCCUCCUCUUCGCCGCCGCUGACUACCACGUCUUUCGUAAUUGGGAGGUCCGAAUCAUGUCCCACAAUAUCGUCGUGUUCUCAACGAAAUCUAUGCCCGCGAGCUCCAUCGUUGACGUGGACACCGAGGAAGUGGCGUUAUAUGUUGUAGCCGCUCACAUGGUUCGACGACCGCACUCACAGAGCCCCAUUCGUGCGCUCGCUCAACAUCAUGGAGAUGAAGAGCUGGACCCAUGGACCCUUUCUCUUGACAACGUCGACAUGGAAGCUCCGGCUUGCUCCAUCGACUUUCAUUCGUACUCGCCCGAGGCAUCCAAAGCCUCCGCGUCACUACGUGAGCUCGCUGGCGCAUACUACCGGGUCGUGCAAUACAUCAGACGCUCUACCGGUACGCCGGAAUGGCCCAUCACAGGCGAACUUGCCACCAUAAGCGUCGGGCAAACGCUCUGGAUUUCAUUCCUUGGUGGCGCUCUCCUCGAUCAUGGGCGACUCACAAUCCAGAACUUACCAGGACGACGGGGGAUGAGAAACGUGUCGGCGGACGAAGGGUACCUGAAUCGUAUAGAGGCAGUACUGCAAGCCAUUGAACCAUACGCGAACAAACCCGAAUUCUUCGACCUUGUAUUUAGUGGCGGGUCGAACAGACGAGCCUCGUACCCCUUCCUCAUCGCUGGCCUGGUCGGGCAGGUCAUCAUCUGCUACUUCCUCUCCGUCGGUACCUCAGCCGGCGUAUGGACCAGCGUCGCACUCGCCAACUCUCUCUACGUCGGCCGUCUCACCGACCUACAUAGCGUCUUCAACGGCAAGACCGCAGAUACUGAAGAGCCAGGCUUGAAAAUGUACCUCCCAGGUUCGCCAUCCAAAGAACUCAUGGUCAUAGCCACCUUCAACCGAUCCACCCCACGUCAGGGCACCCUCCGUCCUGGUGUGCUCCUCAACGCCUUCGGACUCGUCGCAGCCGUCUUCGGUGCGAUAUUCCAGUCCCAAACCCGCACCGCGCUCGACUUCAGUUCCUUCACGGCCACGCCAGACUGGGUGGUCUACACCUCCGCCGCACUCGCCGUCGGCACCUCUUUGCUCAUCCUCACGACGAUCGUCCUACAGCAGACCUCCGAACAAACCUGGAACGAUGGUAGCGAGAUGCCGACGAGAUGGAUGAUCUAUUCGACGUUACCAGUUUCGUGCGUGAUGUCCGGUCUGGCCGUGUUUUUCAUGAGGUGCAAGAUAACGAGGUUCUGGCCGGUCCUCGAUGCGUUGACGUUCCUCUCGGGCGUGCCAUUGGGGAUGUUGGAAAAUGGGAGGAUAUUUGCGGCGGACGCGAAUAUGCUGCACCUCGUGUUGCUGAACCGGUGGAUCAUGGGCGCGGUGGCGAGCUCUGUGGGGAGCAACGAGGGAAAUACACUGGGUGUUUGUUUUUGAAGGUCUCUUUCUUGUUCUUUUCUUCUGGGGGAUUGAGAAGGCCGGGCCUGACGACUGAUUCACGGAGAAGCAAUCAGAAAGAUGUUUAUCGUGUCCGAU
Molecule: messenger RNA, 2219 nt
Organism: Stereum hirsutum FP-91666 SS1
Lineage: Eukaryota; Fungi; Basidiomycota; Agaricomycetes; Russulales; Stereaceae
Exons: 2
Coding region: 135-2120 (661 amino acids)
Source: RefSeq, a predicted model, not a curated record